Messenger RNA from Leishmania mexicana MHOM/GT/2001/U1103, 606 nucleotides. RefSeq lists its product as hypothetical. The coding region runs from base 1 to 606 and encodes 201 amino acids. The transcript has a single exon. NCBI's taxonomy places the organism in Eukaryota, Euglenozoa, Kinetoplastea, Trypanosomatida, Trypanosomatidae. The record is from RefSeq and is a predicted model, not a curated record.
AUGAGGGAGGUAUUGGCGGCGGAGCGCGAGACAUUCUUCCAGGCCUCCGUCCAGGACGGCGAGCCGUACCGGUGGACCGCACUGGACACCUCCCUGGACGUCAACGGCUCUCUUCGGUUGUCGCACCUGGUGUAUCUUCCUCCGCCGUCGUUGGAGGUGUUGAGAGCGUAUGAGGGGCCUCGGGGCAUCUCACCUGCUGCGACGGUGCAUUCCGUUCGCGCCAUUGUGCGCACGUUGACCUCUAACAACAAGGUGGAGGAGUAUGUGGUGGCAUGCUUCCCGCUCGAUGUGCAGCGGUUGACCUACGCACAAACCUUCACAGUUCCGUCAACAGAAGUCGACCACAGCGAUGCGGCGGCGGCUGCCGCACCGUUGCCAAGGUACACCGUAGCCUCCCUUUUGCCUCGGCGGCACGACGCGUCAGCAGGCCUGUCAAACACAUUUCUGUUGCCAUGCCCGACAGACAUCGCUACGCAGCUGAACAUUCGGCUGGGGCUGGAUGGGUUUACAGAGCUGCGGGUGGACGGCCCAGGAACGGUGGUAUUCACGGGAGAGCAGCGGCUGACGAUGGUGAGCCACCAGAGACACGAAUGCGAUGCCCACUGA